AUGGCCCAACAACCACUUUCCUCGUCGGUGCAGCCCACCGACAUCUACGGAGGAGAUGAGGUUUCCGCACUUGUUCUCGACCCCGGAUACUGCUCUACUCGGGCUGGAUUUGCUGGUGAAGAUGUCCCCAAGAGUAUCUUGCCAUCAUUCUACGGCCACGUAACAGGCGACAACUCCCGCGAUCUAUUUGGCGACGAGUGCCUCAUCCCUCGCGAGAACUACGAAGUCCGCAACUACAUGAACAAGGACAGCGUCGUGGAAGAUUGGGAUGUCGCAGCUCGAAUUUGGGAGAAUAUGCUUGUGAACCGUCUCCAACCAGAACGACAGACACCCCCCUCAAAGAACGGUCUUAACGACGAUCCCAGACCUGAAGGUCAAGAUGGAGAGGGCGAUAUAGCUAUGGACGAUGCCGAAGCCGAGUCAAUGGAGAAGCCCUUGGGCGAGAACCCUCUCCUAGUCACUGAAGCACCCUGGAACACACCCAAGGCCCGUGAGAAGGCUAUUGAGAUUAUCAUGGAGAACUGGGGCUGCCCUGCUUUCUGGAUGAGCCGAACCCCAGUAUUGGCAGCAUUUGCCGCUGGAAAGGCCACGUCACUGGUCAUCGAUGUUGGUGGUGCCAACACCUCAGUCACUGCUAUUCACGAUGGUAUGGUGCUGAAGCGCUCCAUCCAAAAGUCUCCUGUUGGUGGCAUCUGGCUCUCUUCUCAGAUUCGAUCUCUUUUCGAGACAUCAGAGCCCCAGGUCGAACUGACACCCACAUUCAUGAUCGAGAACAAGACACCAGUCGAUGCUCUAUCGUCCCCCUCAGUCCGACUACGAAACUUCCCCUACUCGAUUACCGAUUCUUUCCGCGCCUACGAAGAGGAGCGUGUGUUGACAGAAUUCAAGGAGUCUGUGGUAGAGGUUUGGCGCGGCCCCGGCCGUUACAGCGUCCCUGGCAAUGAGGAGUUUGUCAAGACACAACCAGGCCGUGUGUUUGAGAUGCCCGAUGGCUACAACCAAAUGUGGCGCGAGCAGCGAUUUCGGGUGACGGAGGGCAUGUGGGAUGAGAAUGCCGGGUAUCCCAUCCCCGAGGCUGACCGCCUCAACAAGACGCAAACCAUUCCUGAGCUCAUUCGCGCCGCGCUCAACGCAGUUGAUGUCGAUCUUCGGGGCAACCUACUCGCUAAUGUCGUUGUAACCGGCAGCACCAGCUUGAUCAACGGAUUUAACGACCGCCUGAACACCGAACUGAUGGCCAUGUACCCAGGCCUCAAGAUCAAGAUCCACGCCGCGGGUCUUACGAGCGAACGACGAUUCGGCGCUUGGAUUGGCGGCAGCAUCCUUGCCAGCUUGGGCACAUUCCACCAGAUGUGGAUUUCGCGAAAGGAGUACGAGGAGAACGGACCUAAUGUAGUUGAGAAGCGAUGCAAGUAA
Fusarium pseudograminearum CS3096 is the source of this 1416-nucleotide messenger RNA. RefSeq lists its product as uncharacterized. The transcript has 2 exons. Gene Ontology annotation, molecular function: chromatin binding. Gene Ontology annotation, cellular component: NuA4 histone acetyltransferase complex; SWI/SNF complex. The record is from RefSeq and is a predicted model, not a curated record. Bases 1 to 1416 code for a protein of 471 amino acids. Gene Ontology annotation, biological process: regulation of transcription by RNA polymerase II. NCBI's taxonomy places the organism in Eukaryota, Fungi, Ascomycota, Sordariomycetes, Hypocreales, Nectriaceae.